AUGAGGCAUAGCUUUGCAACUGGCCAGUUUAUACUGCUCUAUUUGAUCAUCGUAUUAAUUUAUAAAUUCUUCGACUGCCAUGAAAUUUGCACAAACCCUAAAUUAGGGAAAUACGAAAAAGUAAUUUUAACAAACGAUGCAUAUACUUAUUCUCAUCACUAUGAUUAUUCCGAGACAAUUCUCUCUAAUCAGCCUCCUCCAAUUGUUCGCGGCAAGUUUGUAAGAUUGGAUGAUACUAAAGAUAUUGAUGCAACAUUCCCGUUUACGUUUUACGGUUCUCAAGUCACCAACUUCAGAAUAUACACUACUGGUAGAAUUGAAGUGUACGAUCAAGAGUACUUAGGAGAAAUUAAAGAUUAUGUGAGAAGCGGUUAUAAUACGGUAUCUGAAGUUUUGGAUGAGUAUUCCUGAGGUAGCUGGCGAAAUCGAACAGACAUCUGGAAUUUAUGGAUGGUUUGAUUGCGGAGAAGAAGGUAGCAAAUGUUAUUUACAUUUUGAUUAACACCGACCUACACAAGCAGUCAUGUGUUAGUCUAAUAUUAACUUCUUUAUGUACCCUUUGAUCACCACAUCAAUACAGAACUGUGCUGUAUUCUGUCCUAGUGAUCUAAUAUAUCUUUCUUACAGUCCACAUUAUUUAGUAGUUUCGUGUGAGAACAGAUUGGUUGAAGUGUCAUUAAAGUGUUGAUGAAAAACGUGUGAAAUAAAAUCUGAAUGCUUCUGGUAAACUCAUUGUCCAAACACUACUGUUUAUUGAAAAUUCAACGUGGAUGAUGUGUUUUCACAUCUUGAAGCGAAGUUUAAUAUCACAUUUGAUACUAAAUCAAGGUUUAAUCUAGUGCUGACAAAACCGCGUGUUUUGAUCAAGUCUUU
Schistosoma margrebowiei is the source of this 873-nucleotide messenger RNA. NCBI's taxonomy places the organism in Eukaryota, Metazoa, Platyhelminthes, Trematoda, Strigeidida, Schistosomatidae. The record is from the annotation of a GenBank genome assembly.